This is a messenger RNA of Nicotiana tabacum (common tobacco), 1499 nucleotides long. Its product is annotated as putative pectinesterase 53. The record is from RefSeq and is a predicted model, not a curated record. Lineage: Eukaryota; Viridiplantae; Streptophyta; Magnoliopsida; Solanales; Solanaceae. Gene Ontology annotation, molecular function: pectinesterase activity. Gene Ontology annotation, biological process: pectin catabolic process; cell wall modification.
AUAAAGAUAGUGCUUAGUUUUUCUAGUAUUUUGGAUAGAAUUUUUUAUAUAUUGUUGCACACUAGCAGUUCCAACUAAAGUUAAGCUCACUGGCUGCUAUCCAAUAUGGCAUCAGCUGCACUUAUUCUGUUGCUUCUCCUUGUCGUGCAAUUGCCAUAUUCGAGAAGCUUGUCUUUACAAAGCAGUAGCCCACUUGAAAAUCAAGAAAAAGACAAUGUUGGGAAGUUAGAGGAAUGGAUAUCUUUGAAUGUGAAGCACUACAACAGAAAGAGAGCAGCAAGUUUGAAAUGGAUGCAAGAAUCAGUCAGAAACAGAAAACAACAAGUUCCAGCUAGUAGCCUGGAUCCAAAGCUUAGAAAUGCGGAGAUGAACAAAAUGAUAAUCAGUGUGAGUCAAGACGGAAGUGGCAACUUUAAGACUAUUAAAGAAGCUCUUGCUAGCAUUCCUGUUUAUAACAAGCGUCGGGUCAUAUUGGACAUCAAACAUGGAGUUUAUUGGGAAAAGAUUAACAUUCCAAGAAGUUUGCCAUUUGUGACAUUUCGGGGGGAUAGUAGCGAUCCGCCGAGGAUCACAGGCAAUGACACAGCUGCGGCUGCUGGAACCGACGGCAGGCCAUUGAAGACAUUCCAAAGCGCUACUGUUUCUGUGGAUGCUGAUUAUUUUGUGGCCACUAACGUCAUUUUUGAGAAUACAGCAGCACAUGUGGUAGGGUCGGUGGGAGAACAAGCAGUGGCACUGAGAAUAUCGGGGAACAAGGCAGCAUUUUACGACUGCAGUUUCUACGGAAGUCAAGACACCCUUUACGAUCACAAGGGACUUCACUAUUUCAAUAAUUGCUUCAUCCAAGGCUCUGUUGAUUUCAUCUUCGGCUAUGGCAGAUCCCUCUAUGAGAACUGCCACUUGAACUCGGUGGCAAAGAAAGUAGCGUCCCUGACAGCCCAAAAGCGAACAAAUUCGUCAAUAUUAAGUGGAUUCUCGUUCAAGAACAGCACCAUAACAGGGACAGGUUCGGUUUAUUUGGGAAGAGCCUGGGGUGAUUAUUCCAGAGUAAUAUUUUCUUACACUUACAUGGACAAGAUUGUUCUUCCCCUAGGAUGGAGCGAUUGGGGCAAAACAAGUCGAGACUCGAGAGUUUACUACGGGGAGUACAGGUGCAGUGGACCAGGAGCCAACAUGACAGGAAGAGUGCCGUGGGCACGAAUACUCACCGAUGAAGAGGCCACGCCUUUUAUUGGCACCUAUUAUAUUGAUGGCAAUUCUUGGCUCAUACAUCCCUAGUACUAGUAAAUUUAACUUAUCCUAUAUGUAUCCACCACAAAUUUUAAGUAGUACCUCUAUUAUGUGCAUCACGUAUGAACUUUCUUAUUGCAUCUACACGUUCACAUCUCCGUUGUUGUUUAUGUUGCGAGGCAAAUAACGAAUUUAUUAAUUUGAAUAAAGAAUACAUUAUGUACCGCAUUUAAUUUGUUGUAAAAGAUGCAUCUUAUAAUUUGAUUAUU